Rhipicephalus sanguineus (brown dog tick) is the source of this 1438-nucleotide messenger RNA. RefSeq lists its product as uncharacterized. The coding region runs from base 1 to 1263 and encodes 420 amino acids. The transcript is spliced from 6 exons. The record is from RefSeq and is a predicted model, not a curated record. NCBI's taxonomy places the organism in Eukaryota, Metazoa, Arthropoda, Arachnida, Ixodida, Ixodidae.
AUGAUGGGUAAUCAGCCGGAGCUGUACGUGGAAGACGCCGACGUUCCUAUCUCUUGCAACGGCAGCGCAUCCACGCAGCUGGACAACGUCUCUGCUGUGGCCGUCGCAGGAGCCUACGGUGCGCCGUACAAAGGCGACUCUGACCCGAGGCCCCAGUUUCGGCCCCUGCUCUGCGUCUUCGAGACGGAGUUCUUCCAUCCGAAGAGACCCUACACUCCGCUCCAGAUUCCGACGCCCUUGUGUACGACCGUCGUGUUCUACAGCAUGUCCCUGUAUCGGUUCAGCGGGGCUGUCGACGGCGGCUUUCGAAGACCGCUCGACGCCGAGCUCUUCGAGAACAUAUCGGCCUCGAGACUGGAAGGGACACUGCUGCACAGGGGCAGGCGAAUUCCCUUGUACGUCACCUUCGGUGGUCGCCGCAGCGACAGCGCCGACUAUGUGCGAAUGCUCCGGGACUCGACGUGGCGGAAGGCCUCGGUCGAAGGGAUCGUGAACGACACCGGCUCGGAAAGGCCCAAGUAUGACGGCGUCAACUUGGACUGGAACCACCCGGGAGACCAGUGCGACGUUCUCGAGCAGCCUCAGCUCUUUCACGUGCUCGUCGAGAGCCUCGUUGCGAAUCGGGUGAAAGUGAUGCUCACGGUACCUCCGCUGCCGCGGUACGUCGCCCUCUACGACCUCGAUCCGCUGCUGGAUGGCCUGGAGCACGUGGUCCUGACGACACACAAGCUCCGGCCCCGGAGGUCGUCGGUGGACUGCAGCGGCGGCAGGCUGUACGCUGCUCCCGCGUUCCGCGAGAUACGCGACUCGUACAGCGCCGCGUACCGCAAGAAGUUCGCCUACAGCGUGUCGGCAGGGGGCGACACCUUCGUCACGCGAACCGUGGCGCUCGGUGCGGCUGCGCAAGCUGUACCUCCCCCCACUUCUGGUCUCGUUCUGCGACCCAACAAGACGAGCUUCGAGAGCGUGUGCAACGUCAAGCCGCUGAUCUCGAACCCCACCGAGAAGGAGUGCGUCGUGGCGAUCAUGCAGAUCGAGAAGUCGCUGGACGGCGGCGUAGUUUACUACGUUGCCGCCUACGCUGGUCCGAAGCAGCUGCAGGAACGAAUGCACCGCGCCUACGAGGACGACAUGGGGGACGCUCCCGUCGCGGUGUAUGACGCCUUCCUGGACGACUUCGCCGGUCUCUGUCCAGGAGACAGUCCCCGGAUGUCGCCGCAGCUGGCGGCGAUCGCCGAGAGCACGACCCGCCUGCUCCAAUGAGCUCCACCUCUUGAUGACAUGCAUAAUACCUUGCCGACACCUGAAUGGUUUCUUCAAUGGGGACCUUGGCUUCUCCGCGUCGUCGUUAUUCGUUGAUACCUUAUUCGUCCACUUGUGAUUCGUCCAUUCGUCAUUAAGGCGUGGUGGUGAGCGUUCAGCUCGUAGUAUAGUGUAU